UUUUUUUUUUUUAAUAAACUUCUUUAUACCUUUAUCUCAUUAUGGCAAACCAACAACAACCUUCCACCUUUCGAAAGAUUCAAGCUGUCACUAUUGGAAACGACUUUGAAAAGGUAACCGAAAUUGUCUCUGUCAAAUAUAUCGAUCUCGUUCAACAACUCAAACCUCAUCAAGUCAUUGUCAAAGUACUUUAUGUUGGUAUCAAUGCUUCUGAUGUCAACUAUACCAAUGGUAAAUAUACUCCUAAUGUGAAGCCUCCUUUUGAUGUUGGUUUUGAAGGUUUGGGUCAAAUUGUACAAGUUGGAUCAAAAGUUCCCAAGGAAAAAGUGGCAAGUUAUGGGAUUUUUUCACAAUAUGGUGCUUUCGCUGAAUAUUUGAUUAUAUCUUACAAAGGCAUUACUCCUAUCCCUAAUCCCAAACCUGAAUAUAUUGGUCUUCUUACUUCCGGUUUGACGUCUUCCAUUUCUUUGAUUGAAAAAGGGCAAAUGACAUCUGGUGAAACGGUAUUGGUAACUGCUGCUGCUGGUGGUACUGGUCAAUUCGCUGUACAACUCGCAAAACUGGCUGGAAAUCAUGUUAUUGGUACUUGUUCUAGCGAUGACAAGGUGGAAAUGUUGAAAAGAAUGGGUUGCGACAGGGUGAUCAAUUACAAAAAGGAAGAUUUCAAAAAGGUACUCAAAUCAGAAUAUCCUCGAGGUGUGGAUAUUGUAUUCGAAAGUGUGGGUGGCCAAUUCUUUGAUAUUUGUUUGGGCAGUCUGGCUACAAAGGGUCGUUUGAUUGUAAUCGGUAUGGCAUCCACUUAUUCCUCUUCAUCUGGUAUGCAAGGUAACGAUCUCAAUACAAUCAAGUUACUUGGCAAAUCUCGUACAGUGACCGGGUUCUUCCUCCCUGAUUAUGCCGACCAAUAUGGCAAGCAUUUACAUCGAUUAAUUUCUUUAUUAGCUCAACGCAAAUUGGAGGUAGAAUUGGAUCUUGUUGGACAAGGUGAUAUUAAGGAUGUUAUAAAAGGGGUGGAUCGCUUACAAAUGGGGAAAAACAAAGGCAAGGUUAUUGUACCUCUUUCGUCUUCUUCUUCUUCUCGUUUGUAAAACAUAGUUUAGAAUAUUGGUUCGCGGUAUUUGAAAUAAACAAAAAAAAACUAUAUUUUUGAAAUCUGCCCC
Messenger RNA from Halteromyces radiatus, 1160 nucleotides. RefSeq lists its product as uncharacterized. The record is from RefSeq and is a predicted model, not a curated record. The coding region runs from base 42 to 1088 and encodes 348 amino acids. Gene Ontology annotation, cellular component: mitochondrion. Gene Ontology annotation, molecular function: zinc ion binding; oxidoreductase activity. The transcript is spliced from 8 exons. NCBI's taxonomy places the organism in Eukaryota, Fungi, Mucoromycota, Mucoromycetes, Mucorales, Cunninghamellaceae.